Molecule: messenger RNA, 210 nt
Organism: Nakaseomyces glabratus
Lineage: Eukaryota; Fungi; Ascomycota; Saccharomycetes; Saccharomycetales; Saccharomycetaceae
Source: RefSeq, a predicted model, not a curated record
AUGAAGAACGCUGAUUGUCGACUGUUUACUUUCUAUUGUUUAAACCCUACCCCCUUCUUAACUCACUACUUUCGGUACCAAUUUAAGAACUCGCCAAACUCCAGGACACUUCUCCUUACUCAGGAAUGCUUGGGAACACUGUUUAAGGACUCACCUAAGAAUCUUCUGAGUCAUGUGACUUUGGUUAAGGGUAGCAAUACCAAGUCCUAG